CACACCACUUAACCUAAAGAUAAAUGUUUAGCUCCACCCAGAAACGAGAGGCUGUAGGUAUAACCAGCCCGGCAGCACUAAGACUCACUAUUUUCCAUGCUGUGGAACACUUGAAUUACUAGAUCUGAUCUGAUCUGAUGACUGUUGAAUGAACAGCAUUGUUUGAGGAGAGCUGAGCCUGAAGUCUGAGACUCAUUGACGUUCAACUGAAUUAUUUUACUGUACAGGUACCCUGGGACACCUCUUUGGCGAAGAGUGAAUUGGAUUUAAUCGGUUAAUUGGAAACACAUCAGAGCUGUAAAUCAGUGACACUCACUGAACACUUGACAAAGGAAUAUUUCAAUUAAGAUCUCAGGGGUCUGGCUUGAGCAUCGGAACCCACAAAUCUUUCAAUAUGACAACAAACGGCAGUAACAACUAUGUUACGGUCAAGAAAGACUUUGGAUCCCCGAAGUUCACGUCUCCUGCGGAGGAGGACAGACAGCAUGUGAUUAACCAGAUGUUAAAGAGAAUUCCUUUGAAGGAUGACAGUAGCUGGAUAUACAGCAAUCAGGUUGGGCUUGAGGAAGACGGCAUACCACAGCUGAAUGCUUAUGCUGAUGAUGAUACUGACAGCAAAGACUCUUCGGCUCCAGUGACAGAAUCCUCACCUCCAACAUUUGCAGUGAGAAGCCUUAACACUAACACUGGCCCGGUCUCUAAUUCCCAAAAAAUUUCAACUCCGCAGGCAAACUUCCCAUCUCCUACAUUUGUUGCUAGAAGAGUCAUAGUUAAUGAGGAAACCAUCCCCUCUUCACGGGUCUGUAAUGGCAGCACCAGUCCUGUGAAUCCAAUGAACUUGUCAAAAGGGUCAAUGGAAGUAGUUGCUUCUUCGAAACUGAUAAUGAACAGCAGCCCCAAAUUCUACAAUGACCAAGAGAAAUCUGAGUUACUUCCCUUUGGAGAUGAUUCUGGAGAGCUAUCGGACAUUAAGACUGGUAAUAGAAAUGAUGAAAUUCCAGGAUCUGUGGACCAGAGGAAUGUGAUUGUUAUAAAAAAAGAAAUUCACAACGUACUGAUGGCAAAAGUAGAUCCUGAAUUGUUUCAGGCUCCAGAGAGGGAGUGCACCUUUUGUGGAAUGGCUCUGGAAGACAUCAAGAUAAUAAUUGAACAUCUGAACAUCUGUAGCCACCCAUCCUGUUUUAAGUGUGGCAAAUGCAGUGCACCCCUGGGAGACUUGGAAGCUGGAGAUAACUUGUGGAUUCAUAGCAGGAUUGUGCACUGUGAAGAAUGCUAUGAUAAAUUACUAGAAGAUUAAACUUCAUUCAACUUCAGAAUAAACAAAGAGGACUUUGAAUUGUGAAAGGAACCAUAGUCCUACUUUGUGAAUGAAGCAAUUUUUUCUUCUUUUGCAACUUACAAUGUUAUCCUUUGAAUGUGAAUUAGAUUUUGCUGUGAUUACAAAUACCGUACACACAGAUUAUAAUAACAUACGUCCCUAACAACAGAAAAUGACUGCCUGUAUUACAUUUUAUCUUUGUCUUCUAUGAUCUUCUGUUCUAACCUAUCAAUAAAUGUUAACAUGUUUAAGUACCUUAUGUCAUUAUGUAAUUUAACAUGUUUAAUCAUUAGCUUUCUGUGUGACCAUUGGGUGAUGUGAAUCAUUAAAUGUAUACCUUCAGCAACAAUUUCAGGAUAGGAAAUGUUGGGAUCUGUUUCUUUUUAAAUAAACAGCUGCUGUUGAGAGAGUUAAAUUGUACUGGAUUUCAGGGAUUACCGUAAGAUAUUGGAGUUGGAUUUGCUCAUAACAGAAAUUCUGUUGCACAAGGUGCAACUUACUAAAUAUAACUGGAAGGCACUAGUCUGGUUCUUGUGA
Molecule: messenger RNA, 1855 nt
Organism: Callorhinchus milii (elephant shark)
Lineage: Eukaryota; Metazoa; Chordata; Chondrichthyes; Chimaeriformes; Callorhinchidae
Product: zinc finger protein 185-like
Exons: 13
Coding region: 395-1297 (300 amino acids)
Source: RefSeq, a predicted model, not a curated record